ACAAACUUAAAUUCUUGUUGGGAGUUUGUAUUUGGGCUAGUUUAGGGGUGUUGGUAGGGGGUUUAUUGUUAGUUUUGUUUAAGAAUAAAGACCAAUUAAUCUUGGAUAAUACUCCUGAAUUUUUAGACUAUUGUGCUAAAAGCAAUGGCUUAGUAUUCUUUGGUCCCAUAGGGAGUGGUAAAACUGCGAUAUUAGCAAUGUUGGCUAAUGAAUUGCCGGGAGAAAUACGAAGUUCCAAAGGAACGAGCAUUGUCGGAGACCGGAAUAAAUAUGCCACUUUCCCGUGUCAACUUCCUUGGGCGGAGAAAGCACAGUUAGAUUUUUCUUAUUCCCCUAGUCAGAGGUUAGGAGUAACUGAGACUAUUUUUUUGGAUGAAAUUAAUUUAUUGUUUAAAGGGAAUAUUGUGCAGGAUGUUAGAGAACGACAAAGAUUUUUGAUGCAUUUUGUUGCUUUAAAAGCAGCCGCGUGGACUAAUAGUAAGACUGAACAAGGAUUUGUGAUUUUUGUUCCUAAGAAAUAUUUGGAUA
This is a messenger RNA of Racocetra persica, 528 nucleotides long. Lineage: Eukaryota; Fungi; Glomeromycota; Glomeromycetes; Diversisporales; Gigasporaceae. The record is from the annotation of a GenBank genome assembly.